CCGGCAACGACCAUAAAAGGCCGGUGUGCUUCUCCAACGCCGAAGAGAACUCGCUCGCUCGGAUCUCGCAGCGUCUUUCGCCAAUCGUUCCCUCAGCUCUUAAUUUUCCGCUAAGCACCCCGUCGCUACAGCCCUCUCCGUAGCCUCUCAAAAAUGGCCCGCCUCUUUGCUGUUCUGCUGGCCGCUGUCGCCACGUUCCAGGUUGGCUCUGCCGCUCCGCAUUACCCGUACCCCAACGGCACGGUUCCAGCUAUUCCCGCGCCGACGACCACGGGCUUCGCGAGCAACCUGGUCCCGCACGAGGCGCCCAAGCGCCGACUACGAGAGUUCCCCAUCUCACUCGUCCGCCCUUAGAUGUCACUUCCCAUAACGUCCUAAUCCACCGCCCUCGCGAAUAACGAUGAGCCGGAUGAGGGUUCGGCAAGCAUCCGCCAGGCUGGUUGGAUCAUCCCCCGAGCCAGAUAUCACAACAACACCACGUUAAUGGAUAACGCCCCAUUAUUACGGAUCCCGAACGGACGGACCCCAGCUUCAUUCUCGACCAUGCUACCUGACAAAUCGAACGGGUCCUGUUUUUAUAUUCAUGUUCAUACAACAAUUCCAUGACCAGUAGAAAGAACCUCCGCAGUUGCACGCCAAGGAAUACUGGAGGGCGAGGAAAAAGUCUCGUUUCGACUAUGCUUAAUAGCCAGCUUUCCAGCUCGUGUUAUUAGCAAGGGACGGGUUGGCUAACGGGGUGGAGGUGGAGUUGAGCGAAGAUACAAGUUUGAGCUUCACUAUCUUUCAUGUCCGAAUCCCACACUUUGAUUCAGUAUAAUACGAUUAUCACUCAGCUCCUACCCUCA
Molecule: messenger RNA, 845 nt
Organism: Durotheca rogersii
Lineage: Eukaryota; Fungi; Ascomycota; Sordariomycetes; Xylariales; Xylariaceae
Exons: 1
Coding region: 154-354 (66 amino acids)
Source: RefSeq, a predicted model, not a curated record